Molecule: messenger RNA, 2490 nt
Organism: Brenthis ino (lesser marbled fritillary)
Lineage: Eukaryota; Metazoa; Arthropoda; Insecta; Lepidoptera; Nymphalidae
Source: the annotation of a GenBank genome assembly
AUGAAUUGGUUCGAUGCUUCGGGGCUAACGAGUUUAGCCAAGUCAGCAUUGAAGGAGGCGCAGAAAACUAUCGAUAAAGCCUUAGAUAUUCAAGAUGACAGCAGUGAAGAACAAGAAGAAGAAGCCCUAAAGCCUUCUUCUUCGAAGUCAUCGCCAGGCUCCGGCAGCACACCACAAAAAGAUAACUCGGACUUUUUUUCUUCAUGGGGUCUUACCGUCAGCGCGGAGAGUGGAAAAUCUGAUCCAAUAAAAGAGCAACCCGUUGUUACAGAAAGCCCUUCGAAAGCUAAUCCUUCACAAACUUUAUGGGGCUCAUUUGCUGGCUCGUUUUUUGAACAACCAAAAUCAGAAAGCAACACAAUUGUUCAUCCACCGAAAGCAAAGUCCAUGAAUGUUAUUUCAGAUAAGUAUGACAGUCAAGACGAUUUGUUUUCUAAAAGCCAACUUGUUAUGUCAGAUGGUGCCGAUUGUUUGAAUUUAAAAAAAGAGGAUGUUAUGAAAAAUGACGAUAGACGUGAUUCAACUAGGUCAAAUGUGUUGUCAUUUAUGUCAAGUAGAAAUAGUUCUGAUUCCGUAGAAGUGUUGUCACAAAGCUUGAAGUCUACACCAGAUUCAGAGGCAGCGUCAUGCCAAUCUAUUUCACAUAGCAGUAGUGCGGGCCUUAAACUUAAUUCAGAGUCUGUUGAAAUAUUACCCGACAGCCUUAUAAGCCCUAGUUCUAUAGAAUGUUUAGGUUUUGAUAGUUAUGCAAGUGAUAGGAACAGUAGUUCUUCUUCUAACAUAUCAAAUGAUUUUUUAAAUAAAAAAUUUACUCCUAUUGGGGAAAGAACUGAGAGGGCUGAGACAGCUGAUAGUGUCAGUUUGGUUGCUGAUGAUGAUGAAGAUACAAUGUCUUAUAACUCUAUAUCUGAAUGCACUGCCCCCACUGUUUUAGAUACUGAUGAAAAAUCACUUAGCCCAUUUCCUAAAAUUACUAAAAUCUUGAAAGGAAAUGAAAAUAUAAUACACUUAGAACAGCCUUUACUUGUACACAAAAUGCAAAUUAGUGAGAACUCUUCUAAUGAUGGCUCUUGGUCUGACAGAACUUUAAAUGCUGAUAAUGAUAGUGUUACUUUGGAAAAUGCAGAAGAACAAAAGAAAGAAAAUGAUCCAGAGGAUAUUUUAAUGGAGAAGUGGAGUGAUUCAUCUUCAUUUUACAAUGUAUCAGCAGAUUUGUUAAGGUCUGAGAGCUCAGCAUUUGUAAAUGUUGAGAAAAAGCAAUGCAGUGCUGGCAGUAGUGAUUCUUCACAGAAAGAAUGUAGUGUAAAAGAGAGAACUUCGCCGGUAAGCUCUGAUAGCAAAAGUGAUUUGGUCAAAAUUGGUUCAGAUCGUACAUCAGGCCACACAUCAGGUGAUGAACUGGAAACAGCCACAUCAUCAGAUAUUGAAAUUAUUCCCAGUCCAAAUGGAGAUAGCAGCAAUGGUUGUAGAAAUAGCCCCGGUAAAUAUUGUUUUAAACAAAAACACGAUGGUGCAACAUCCCCUAAUCUAGUAGAUUUGGUGCUUGGUAAAAAUCUGGCAACUAAAAUUCGUGGUCACAAUCGAGAGUUAUCUGAAGCAUCAAUACAAAGUAAUACUAGUGACGAGAGCCAGUGUUCUGAAAAUGAUCGUUUGAUGCGACGACUCUGUGAAAUGGCAGAGAUUUUGGACGCAAGAGAGAAUAGACUGAUGGAAGUAAGUAGAAGUAAUGCAGAGCUGGCUGAGUGUAAUGCUAGUUUAAAAAGCCAAAUGGAAACCUUACUGGCAAAACAUGAAGGUGGUGACAUAAAUACAAUAACCGAAGAUUAUACUCAGAGAAUGUCGGCACUUGAGAAAAAAUUCCAACAAGCAAUCAGAGAAAAGGAUCAAUUAAGAAAACAACUAGACACCCUCAAGUCAGAUAUGUCUCGUAAGAACUCUUCGGAACUAGAGACCACAUUGAAGGAGAAAGAUGAGAUUAUUGCCCAGCUUCAUGAGGAAGGAGAGAAGUUGGCUCGCCAAGAGUUGCAGCAUUCAAAUAUUAUAAAGAAAUUGAGAGCCAAAGAGAAAGAUAAUGAACAGGUUAUUAAAGGAUUGCGGGAUAAAAUAGCAGAACAAACAGCGGAAAUAGACCGCAUGAAGAGGUCCAUCGCAGCCAAGGAGGAGCUGGAGGUCAGCCAGAUAGAAGCCGUGUACAGACUCACCACCGCUAAUAAGAAGAUGGAGGCGGAACUCGCAGAGACGAAAAGUUCACUAGACGACACCACCCAAAAGCUGGAGAGCGCCCGAACGUCCCUGGAGGCGUCGAAGCGCGAGCUGGGCGAGCUGCAGCGGCACAGCGGCGAGCUGCGGCGCGCGCGCGCGGCGCUGGCGCAGGCCGAGGCGGCCGCGCGCGCGCCGACGCCGCCGCCGACGCGCUGCGCCACGAGCUGCGCCAGCUGCGCGCCGAGCGGGCACGCGGUGCGGCUCCUUUGUUCUUUGUUUUAUAUUACU